AUGGAGGUUCUCAGUACUGCGCCCGAAGAAUCCUCUUUCGUGCCCCUCGCAGAGCACCAAUCGCGGACCCCGAGCUCGUUCCACACCGGGCCCCCGGUGCUGUACUAUCACAGUCAGCGCUGCAAAGUGGUGAUUCUCGAGCGCGAUCUGGUCGCCACGCACGCCCUGAAUGCUCUGCGCGGCGAGGCCGCUUUAGCGAACGGGGCCAAUGGCGCAUCGUCUGGCGAAGCGCAGGACGAGGACGAGAAGGAGGUCGCCAUUGAAGCGGUGGAUACGUGGGUGACGUCCGACAAAUUCCUACUAUACUCACCCGCCACCUCUGCCGGCAUCUCAAUCCCCUACCCCUCGAUCUGCCUGCACGCCAUCCAGCGACUGCGCGUGCCAGGCACCGACACCGAAGUCCAGGGCCUGUACAUGCAGAUCGCAACACCGACAGCGCCGUCCGCCGACGAAGACGAAGAGCAAUGCAUCACAUUGACCGUCGUGCCGCCGCACGAACCUGGGUCCGUGGGCGGGAGCUCAGCAACAGUGGAAGCAACCACAGCAACCGUCGCCGAGCGCGCAACGCAAGACCUGAGUGACGCGCCCGAGGAAACCCCCACGCAGCUGCUGUACGACGCGGUGUCGGCAUGCUCGAAUCUGCACCCGGACCCCGUGGAGCCUGGCGACGAAGAAUAUGAGGACGAUGAAGUAGAGGGCGAGGCAGACGGAGAGGACAAGGUGCCCAGACACCGGACGCUCGAGGAGCAGGGAGAGGCGCUGUACCGGCUUGGGCGUGAGGCGCUUGAUUCGCGGAAUGAUUUGCCGCCGCCUGUGGCGGGCAGUUCUGGGUGGAUUACCGCUGACAAUAUGCAUGAGUUCUUUGAUGAGGAAGGGAACUGGAUUGCUGGUGGGGAGCCGCCUUCGCUGCCGCUUGGGCCUGGGGCGGGUACCGUGCGGGCGCGAGAGGAGAAUGGGCAGACAGAAGAAAAUGGGGAGGGCGAGGAUGAUGAGACGAAGUGGCGGCGGACGGACUGA
Messenger RNA from Penicillium alfredii, 1017 nucleotides. Its product is annotated as Voldacs domain-containing protein. The coding region runs from base 1 to 1017 and encodes 338 amino acids. Lineage: Eukaryota; Fungi; Ascomycota; Eurotiomycetes; Eurotiales; Aspergillaceae. The transcript has 2 exons. The record is from RefSeq and is a predicted model, not a curated record. Gene Ontology annotation, biological process: mRNA cis splicing, via spliceosome. Gene Ontology annotation, cellular component: cytosol; spliceosomal complex.